This is a messenger RNA of Microplitis demolitor, 8947 nucleotides long. It is a transcript of the gene Dscam1, whose product is annotated as cell adhesion molecule Dscam2. The record is from RefSeq and is a predicted model, not a curated record. Lineage: Eukaryota; Metazoa; Arthropoda; Insecta; Hymenoptera; Braconidae. Gene Ontology annotation, cellular component: plasma membrane; axon. The transcript is spliced from 28 exons. Gene Ontology annotation, molecular function: cell-cell adhesion mediator activity. Gene Ontology annotation, biological process: homophilic cell-cell adhesion; axon guidance; dendrite self-avoidance. The coding region runs from base 176 to 6211 and encodes 2011 amino acids.
CUACGGUCGUUUGCCCCCGUCGCGGUUAUUCAUCUCGUUUAAAAAAUCUCUGUGGAUUUAAAACAAUAUUACCUAAAACCAAUUGCGAAUUAUCGCUAUUAUUAACGUGCUAUUAUUACUAGAGUGGUUUCAUCUAAGACUUUGGUCAAAAGGUGUACUGCUUGCCCAAACUACAAUGGGCCUACUCAGGAUGUUACGAGAACCACCAGGAGGGCGUGAUAGUCUUAUCAUGUUUCUCAUGACUUCUUUUAUAUUUUUUAACCUGGUACUAGCCGAGGAUGAACUAAUGGGACCAGUAUUUGUGAAGGAACCCCCAAACCGUGUGGACUUUUCUAAUGGAACUGGAGCAGAGGUUGAAUGUCAAGCGAGAGGAAAUCCCCAGCCGGAUAUUAUUUGGGUUCGUGGUGAUGGUACUGCUGUUGGAGACGUUCCUGGAUUACGACAGGUGUUACCUAAUGGAAACCUUGUAUUCCCGCCAUUCCGAGCUGAAGAUUAUCGCCAAGAGGUUCAUGCUCAAGUUUAUAGUUGUCUUGCUACUUCACCCGCUGGAUCCGUUCAUAGUCGAGAUGUUAACGUUCGAGCUGUUGUGUCACAAUAUUUUGAAGUACAAGUGUACGAUGUCUUUGCGAUUCGUGGUAAUGCUGCGAUAUUCAAGUGUCAGGUACCGUCAUUUGUUGCUGAUCAUGUUGAUGUAGCUGGUUGGAUAGAUUCCGCCGGGGGAAAUUAUCGGGCAGAUGAUGAACAUAUUUCGUACGAUGGUAAAUACUUGGUAUUGCCUUCUGGCGAAUUGCAUAUCCGGGAUGUGGGACCUGAAGAUGGUUACAAAACUUAUCAAUGCCGAACUAAACAUCGUCUUACUGGAGAAACUAGAUUGUCAGCUACCAAAGGACGUCUUGUCAUCACCGAACCAGUCGGUAGUAAAGCACCAGCUUUCAUUGGUGAAUUAAGAGGAGGUUGGAAAGCUAAAAGUGCAAAUACAAGUGUCGUGAUGUCGUGUCCAGCUCAGGGUUACCCAGUCCCUAAUUUUCGAUGGUACAAAUUUAUCGAUGGUACAACACGUAGGCAACCAGUUCAGUUGAAUGAGCGAGUACGCCAAGUCAGUGGAACUUUGAUUAUUAGAGAAGCACGUGUUGAAGAUUCUGGCAAAUAUCUCUGCAUUGUAAAUAAUUCCGUUGGUGGGGAAAGCGUCGAAACAGUUCUUACCGUCACUGCACCACUGGCUGCUGAAAUUGAACCCAGAGUUCAGACUGUCGAUUUUGGCAGACCUGCAACUUUUACUUGCAAUGUACGAGGAAAUCCUAUUAAAACAAUUUCGUGGAUGAAAGAUGGAAAACCUUUUGGUCAUGAAGAUCCCGUGCUCAGAAUUGAAAGCGUUAAGAAGGAAGAUAAGGGAAUGUAUCAAUGUUUCGUGCGAAAUGAUCAAGAAAGUGCUCAAGCGACUGCUGAAUUAAAACUUGGAGGACGAUUUGAACCACCUCAGAUAAAACAAGCCUUCCAAGAAGAAACUCUUCAACCCGGACCCAGCAUGUUUCUCAAGUGUGUUGCAAGCGGAAAUCCAACUCCUGAAAUUACCUGGGAACUUGACGGCAAGCGGUUAUCAAACACGGAAAGACUACAAGUUGGACAAUACGUUAAGGUCAACGGUGACGUUGUAUCUCAUUUAAACAUCUCAAGCAUUCACACAAACGACGGUGGACUUUAUAAAUGUAUUGCAGCUUCAAAGGUUGGAUCAGCAGAACACUCAGCACGUCUUAAUGUUUACGGUCUUCCUUUCAUUCGUCACAUGGACAAAAAAGCAAUCGUCGCGGGAGAAACUCUUCGAGUAACUUGUCCAGUCGCUGGUUAUCCAAUCGAGAGCAUCGUAUGGGAACGAGACACCCGCGUACUGCCAAUCAACAGAAAACAAAAAGUUUUUCCAAACGGAACACUCAUCAUCGAAAACGUAGAACGACACAGCGAUCAGGCAACUUACACAUGUGUUGCACGCAACGCUCAAGGAUACAGCGCAAGAGGAACACUCGAAGUUCAAGUCAUGGUCGCUCCGCAGAUUGCGCCUUUCGCCAUCGGUGAAGAACCAGCGAAUUGGGGAGAACAGGUAUCCGCCAUGUGUAGUGUCCUGAAAGGUGAUCAACCAAUAGAAAUUCGUUGGAGUCUUAACGGUGAACCCAUAACACGUCAAAACCAUCCGGAUAUAAUAAUAACUAGAACUGGGAAGAAGAUUUCCCUUCUUAGCAUUGAUGCUGUAACUGCACAGCACGCUGGAGAGUACAGUUGCGAAGCGAGCAAUCAAGCUGGUUCUACCAGUCACUCCGCAACACUUUCGGUUAAUGUACCACCCCGUUGGAUCCUUGAGCCAACCGACAAAGCAUUCGCCCAAGGCUCAGAUGCUCGAGUUGAAUGUAAAGCUGACGGGUUCCCUAAGCCUCAAGUUACAUGGAAAAGGGCUGCUGGUGAUACACCCGGUGAUUACACUGACCUGAAACUCAACAAUCCUGAUAUCAGCGUUGAAGACGGCACUCUAUCUAUCAAUAAUAUUCAAAAAACUAAUGAAGGCUACUAUCUUUGUGAAGCUGUCAAUGGAAUUGGUUCAGGCUUAUCUGCUGUCAUUCUUAUUUCUGUUCAAGCACCACCACACUUUGAAAUCAAAUUGCGCAAUCAAACUGCACGUCGAGGUGAACCCGCAGUACUACAGUGUGAAGCACAAGGCGAAAAACCAAUUGGCAUUUUGUGGAACAUGAACAACAAACGGCUAGACCCAAAGAGUGACUCUCGCUACACGAUCCGCGAAGAAAUUCUUGCUAACGGUGUCUUGGCAGAUUUGAGUAUCAAAAGAACUGAGAGAUCUGACUCUGCAUUAUUUACAUGUGUUGCUACAAAUGCAUUUGGAAGUGAUGACACCAGCAUCAAUAUGAUCGUUCAAGAGGUACCUGAAGUUCCGUAUGGUCUUAAAGUAUUAGAUAAAUCAGGACGAUCUGUACAACUUUCUUGGGCAGCUCCAUACGACGGAAACAGUCCCAUCAAACGAUACCUUAUUGAAUAUAAAAUGAGUAAAGGAUCUUGGGAAACUGAUAUUGAUCGUGUUAUUGUACCUGCAACUCAGCAAAAUGUUGCCGGUGUUUUCAAUUUGAGACCAGCUACAACUUAUCACCUUCGUAUUGUUGCUGAAAAUGAAAUCGGUAAUUCUGAACCAUCUGAUACCGUAACAAUUAUUACUGCUGAAGAAGCACCAUCUGGCCCACCAAGUUCUGUACGAGUUGAUGCUCUUGAUCAGCACACACUCAAGGUAACAUGGAAACCACCCCCACGCGAAGACUGGAAUGGCGAAAUUCUUGGUUACUAUGUUGGAUACAGGCUCUCAACUUCUGAGAAACCUUACAUGUUUGAAACUGUUGAGUUUUCAAAAGAAGACGGCAAAGAACACCAUUUGCAGAUAAUGAAUCUUAAAACUUAUACUCAGUACAGUGUUGUCGUUCAGGCAUUCAACAAAGUAGGCUCCGGACCAAUGAGCGAAGAACGCAGACAACAUACCGCUGAAGGCGUACCAGAACAACCACCUCAUGACACCACUUGUACUACCUUAACAUCUCAAACUAUUAGAGUUUCUUGGGUAUCUCCUCCACUUACGGCUGCCAAUGGCGUUAUUACUGGAUACAAAGUUAUUUACGGCCCAUCUGAAACAUGGUACGACGAGAACACAAAAGACACUAAAAUUACAUCAUCAAGUGAAACAAUUUUACAUGGACUUAAAAAAUACACCAACUACAGCAUGCAAGUUCUUGCAUUCACUUCUGGAGGAGAUGGAGUUAAAUCAGCACCAAUUCAUUGCCAAACAGAACAAGACGCACCUGAAGCUCCGAUCGCCAUCAAAGCGCUAGUUAUGUCUGCUGAAUCUAUUCUUGUAUCAUGGCGCCCGCCAAGUCAACCCAACGGAGUUAUUUCCCAGUACACUGUUUACACUAAAGCUGAUAAUGUUGAAGAACCAGUCAGUCAAAAGGUACCACCAAAUCAAUUAACUUACGAAGCUAAAGGAUUAGACAAGCAACGGCGCUAUGAUUUCUGGGUUGCUGCUAGUACUAAUAUCGGUGAAGGAGAAGCCUCGAAAAUUGUUUCAUUGGCACCAAACAUUCGAGUUCCAGCAAAGAUCGCAUCAUUUGACGAUAAAUUUACCGCGACUUACAAAGAAGACGUUAAAUUACCGUGUCUGGCUGUUGGUGUUCCUGCUCCAGAAGUUGUUUGGAAAGUUCGGGAUGCAAAACUUCAGACAAGUGAUCGCCUAAGACAAUUACCAGAAGGAUCUCUAUUUAUUAAGGAAGUUGAUCGUGCUGAUGCUGGAGAGUAUUCUUGCUACGUUGAAAAUUCAUUCGGUCAUGAUACUGUCACUCAUCAAUUAAUUGUUCACGCACCGCCGCAUUCACCACAAGUUACUCUCACUGCUACAACUACAAACUCAUUGACAAUGAAACUACGACCACAUUCAACAGACAAUGCACCAAUUCACGGAUACACUAUUCACUACAAACCCGAAUUUGGAGAUUGGGAAACAGUUCAAAUAAGCUCGACUGCCCAGAAGUAUACACUCGAGAAUUUAUGGUGCGGAUCACGUUAUCAAAUUUAUGUGACUGCUUACAAUGGCAUUGGAACCGGUGAUCCAUCAGACAUUCUCAAUACUCGUACUAAAGGAUCAAAGCCAAUAAUUCCCGAAGCCUCAAGAUUUAUCGAAGUAUCAACCAACAGUAUAACUCUUCAUUUGAACGCUUGGUCUGACGGUGGUUGUCCCAUGCUGUACUUUGUCGUCGAGCACAAAAAAAAACACCAACAAGAAUGGAACCAAGUAUCAAACAAUGUAAAACCUGGGGGCAAUUUUGUUGUUCUUGAUCUUGAUCCAGCAAACUGGUAUCACUUACGUGUAACGGCACAUAACAAUGCUGGAUUUGCUGUUGCUGAAUAUGAAUUUGCGACAUUGACUGUAACUGGGGGUACUAUUGCACCACCGGUAAGAAAUAAUGCUGGAACUGAAAAUACAGACGUAAGACAUCUUUUCCCAUGGUUACCGACUUGGUUGAAUAUCAAUGUCAUGGUACCAGCUGGUGCUACUAUCGUCGUCGUAAUUGUCGGUAUUAUUGUAAUUUGUGUUGCGAUGUCAAGAAGAACUCGAGGUCCCGAGCAAACUCGGCUUCGGGGUAUUCCGUCAGCGGAUGAGAAAUAUUAUGAAGGCCAAUAUGACGUCGUUUACCAACAGACUGGUGUAGUAGGUGCGACAUUAGACAAACGUAGACCAGACCUCCGAGACGAACUUGGUUACAUUGCCCCACCAAACCGAAAACUCCCACCGGUACCUGGUUCUAACUACAACACAUGUGAUCGUAUCAAGCGAGGUACAGUGAUAAGUGCAACAGGCUCCUUUAGAAGUCAUUCAACAUGGGAUCCAAGAAGACACAUGUACGAAGAGUUAUCACACUGUGCACCUAACAGAAGGUGUCCGCCACCACCACCACGUAUAGGCAGUACGGAUGCUCUUUCCCACAGAGGUAUGGAGGAUGAAAUUUGCCCGUACGCAACAUUCCAUUUGCUUGGAUUCCGCGAGGAAAUGGAUCCCACUAAGGCAAUGCAAUUCCAAACCUUCCCACAUCCUGCCAAUGGACAUUCUGGAACAAUGGGACCACCAGCUGGUCAUCCUACAAAUGUUUCUGCACACAGCCGAUCUGGGUCACAAUCAAUGCCACGACAAAAUGGACGUUACUCUCGAGUACCAUCACAAGGAGGACAGACAGUAUUUUCGCCCGAGUAUGAUGACCCAGCUAAUUGUGCACCUGAAGAAGAUCAAUACGGUUCUCAAUACGGACAAUACGGAGCACCAUACGAUCACUAUGGAUCUCGUGGUUCUGUUGGACGUCGUAGUGUUGGUUCAGCUCGUAAUCUCCCUAUGUCUAACUCUCCUGAGCCACCACCACCACCACCAAGAAAUCACGACCCAAACAACUCAAGUUUCAAUGACAGCAAAGAAAGUAAUGAAAUAAGCGAAGCAGAAUGUGAUCGUGAUCAAUUGCAAAUGAAUCGUAAUUACGGUGUUAAUGCUCGUGGCAAGGAUGGCAUGUCCACUGAAGAGAUGCGCAAACUUAUCGAGAGAAACGAAAUCCCCAGCCGGCAAGCAGCCGCCACCCACGGGAGUCACGGGGGACUCCUCACACCCUACGAUACUGUGGCAGUGUAAUCUGUAAAUUAACAGCAACAAUCAACAUCCCAGUGAUCUUUCAUCGUCUUCAAUUAAUUCAAUCAAUCAACAAUUCCCUCCUACUGCCAUAAAUUAAAAAAAAAACACACGCAAUUAUGAAGAAAUGCGUUAUCCGGCAGCUAAUUAUAGCUGUGGUCCCUUUGCAACGACUUAACAUUUAAAUUAUAUCCUAAUACUCUUACUAGAUAGGUUUCGUUAUCAUGUAAAAAUUUAUGUACAACGUUUGUGAUUGGUAUUAACCGCAGUAAACGUGACUAUGAGUCUUUACGGUUAAAAUUUGAUAGUAAUAAAUGAUAGCUUAUCAUUAAAAAGAAAUAAAAAAAAAAACGGGAGGAAUUGAAGACAAUGAAGAAAUGAAAGAAUUGAAUAAAAUAUUAAUUUCAAAAAGGUAGACUCGUGGUCAUGUUGAAAACUAAAUGACCGAGCUUUUUUGUGAGAUAAUAAAUUGUUUUAUUAUUUCCGUCAAGAUAAAAAAAAAAUAAUUAAAGCUCAAUAAAUGUUGAUUGACAACCAAGUUAAAUAUCAGGAUUAAAUUACUAUGAUAUUAUAAAAUAUAGUUAUUUUAUGUUUAAAUUUUAUAAUUUUAAUUAUACAAACAGUGAUGAUUAGUUGCUCGUUCAUUGAGUCAUGGUUGUGCCACACUGCCGCUCCCUGCAGGCAAAAGUAAAAAAAAAAUGUAUUAUGUUUUUUUUUCUUAUAAUUUUUUUUUUUUUUAAUUUUACUGUUGUUAUUAUUUCCGAAACGAAGGUUGUGUCCCCCAAGGAUUGACGUAGACAUUAAUAGAGUUGCGUCUAUAAGAAGUUAACGAAAAUCAACGCGGGCGCCCCGUAAGAUGAUAAAGAUAAUUUUUAAUACAAAUUUAAGUAAACUUUUUAUUAAAAACUGCUUAUUAUCGUCGUCUUACCGCACAUGUUCUUCCGUUGCAUAAAAUGUCGUGCAUAUUAUUUAAAAAAUUACAAACAAUUAUAUAAAUUUAAAGCAGGGAGAAUUAUUUUAUUUCUAUGUCGAAUGGAUCUGGUGUUAUUAACAUUCUAUGAAUAUAUAUAUAUAUAUUUACGUAUUUAAUAUUAAACUACAUACAUAUGAUAUAUACUAUACGUACUAAUUCAAUAUAAAACAUAAAUAUGCAAUGUGACGACGAUGUAUUAGAAUUAAGGGCGCAAGCGGUUGAACGCAUAUACAAUGAUAUUAAUAUAUAUGUAUUUAUAUAUUAAAUCAAUGUAUGUUGAUAGACAGAAAUAGAAUCCAAUCGUGAGGACAGAUAGUCGCGAGAGCAAGUACUAUUUUACUGUUAAUAAAGAAAACCGUACGGCUAAGAAAUUAUUAAAAUUUAAUUGUAUUAUCAAAUAAUUUAUUAAGAAUUUUUAAGAUAAAUACAAUUAUAAAAAAAUUUAAUUAAUUGGAAUAAAUAAAAUCAGUCGAUUCCCAUUAACUCGGAUGGUUGAUUAACGGAGGUGCGGAAAUUUCGAGUUAUCGAAUGCCCCUUCUUUUCUAAAGAGUAAACUACGCGCAUGCGCACUUACAUCUACGGAACACUAGGUCGGAGUGGGAGUAAAGAUUGAGGGGAAGUUUCGGGUUAAUGGAAUCUGACUUAAUGGAAUUGGAUUGUGAAUGUCUUUAAAAAGCCGUGUAAUGAUGGUGUAUAAUAGUUCUUCUCUCAUAAUUCCUUUUAAACAAGAUAAUUUUUCUUAGAAUAACUAAGUCGUACAGUAGAAGUAGAUUGCAUUUUUUUUCUUACGCCGAAAGUGAGUCGACCGGAAAACUGCUGAUGCAGAUGAUGCCGUUAGACGAAUGCCGAGAAAUUAGGAAUAAAAAGAUUAAUUAUUUUUGUUUUUAAUUAUUUUCAAUCAUUAAAAAAUAAUUUUGUGGUAAAAAUGAAUAGAAAAAUUCCUUAUUUCUCGAUUCGGUCUUGUCGUACUCUACUCAUCAAUGUGAUUUUAACGCUAUGCAAAUUUUUUUCCUCGUGUAUGUGUUACGAUCGUAUAUCUCAGAUAUUAGCUAUGUCUUUAUAUUAUAAAAAUGAUAAUAAUAUUAAUGAUAACAAUAAUAAUAACAAUAAUUAUUAUAAUUAUGACACCAUUAUAAAACUAUUGUAAUAAUAUUAAUAAUACUAAAAUAUUUAAAUAUUAUAUUAUAUAAUUAAAAAAAAAAAGAAAAAAAAACAAACAAAAUAUGUAAUAGGUAUUACAACUUAAUCACGUGCGAUGCUUGGAAGCUUUUCACUCGUUGUUAUUAUUAUGUUCUUGUGUUAUCGUUCGUUCCAUAUAAAUAAUCAUAAAUCGCGAGUUAUAUAAUUAAACAAUAUAUAAUAUAAUAUACGUAAUAAAUAUCCUUAUGCACGGCUAUAUAGUUGAUUCGAGAUCCAUUCAAUGCAAAAUAUAAAUUAAAUAUCUUUCAUUAAUUAAAAUAAAUAGAUGUAAGGUUUAAAACAUUGUAUUUCCGACUGAUUUUUUUCUUAUUUUUUUUUUUUUUUAAAUAUCACACGCUUGCUUCGUAUUAAUUUUAUUAAUUAGUAAUCUUUUUAUACACAAGUACGCUUUGUGCGUAUUUUAAAUAAUAAAUUUUAUUGUUAUAGGUCGCAGUCUCAUUUCGUAUGUCUUAUAUAUUUGUAUACAUAUUAUCGAAAAUUGAUUCAUACAUAAAUUAAUGUAAUAAUUAAUUCCUAUUGUUUAUUUUACUGUGGCUGCGAAAAUUUAUUAUUCAUGUUUACUAUAU